This is a messenger RNA of Diachasmimorpha longicaudata, 4112 nucleotides long. RefSeq lists its product as uncharacterized. The transcript has 10 exons. NCBI's taxonomy places the organism in Eukaryota, Metazoa, Arthropoda, Insecta, Hymenoptera, Braconidae. Gene Ontology annotation, cellular component: plasma membrane. The coding region runs from base 757 to 3267 and encodes 836 amino acids. The record is from RefSeq and is a predicted model, not a curated record. Gene Ontology annotation, biological process: sensory perception of smell; detection of chemical stimulus involved in sensory perception of smell. Gene Ontology annotation, molecular function: olfactory receptor activity; odorant binding.
AUCUAUAAGCGUGCGUGACAAUGUAAACAGAAUGGCUUACAGGCAAUUACAAUUGUUUUGUAAGAAAAUAUAAUUAAUCGAACAUCCCGUGGAUUGAGAAAAACUGAUAUCGUUGAUAAAAAAAAUCAGGAAAAGCUGGAGAGGAAGGGAAGUAGUAAAAACACAAAUACAAUAGAAAAACGUAAUGAAAAUUGCACAUCAAGUACAAUUCUAUUUUUAAUCAGUAAAAAAAUCAGUGAACUUGGUGCUUGAAUUUGCCAAAUAUUUAUGGUUUUCCACAGCCAUGUGGAUAUGAGAAUUACUUGAAUAUUUAUAACUUUGUCGUUAUAAAAGACUUCAAGCCGUUUAAGUUGAAAUGUUGACAAUUUUUUUUCUCUAAACCAGUACAAUAAUGAAUUUACAGAAUUAAAUUACUAUUAGUGGAUAAUGGAAGUGAGAGAAUGCUUAGAACUAUUCUGAGAGUCUACUGUACGCUGAAUAAGUCACUGUACAAUAUUCGUACACCCUAUGUUAGGUCUGGAAAUACCAAAUGUGGUCUCUUGAUAAGCAUGUAAUUUUAUUGCGCCACAUAUGCUUAUUAAUAAAUUAGCGAAUAGGUUGGUCUCUAGGAAUAAAGUUUAGAAAGUUGAGGAAAAAAUUUAUAGAGCAGCGGACGCACUUAUCCAUCCAUCAACAGGAGUCGUUUAAAUAAUUAAUUCGUUGAAACAAAGUUGGUAAUAUGGAAGCAUAAGAAAAUUUUGAUUUAGCACAAACUUGAUGGCUCUAACCAGGGAGGGAACCUAUGACUGGGCGGUCACGCUAAUACGUUCAUAUCUGUCAAUUUUCGGCCUCUGGAUAGAUCCAAACAGUUCAUCAUUAAGAAGAAAAUGUUCAUAUAUACCAAUUUGUUUUCUUAAUUGUUAUUUAUUUAUAUGUGUCAUUAUUCCGGAGAUGUGGGCACUGUACAGGAUUCGUAGGGAUAUGGAAUUGGUCAUCGGUAACCUGAUGGUUUCUUUGACUUUUUACCUGUCCAUUUUCAAAACAUUCUUCCUGCUCUACAAAAGAGAAGCAUUGAGACAACUCUUCACUAAAAUUGAGGAAGAUUGGAAGGCAAACAUGUCGAAGAAUGAGAGAAGAAUAUUGACCAAACAUUGGAAAUUGAUAAGAUACAUUUCCCUUUCUGCUUUUAUUAUUGCUAUAAUUGUGUCGGUGACGUAUCAUUCCACGGUGUAUUUCAAUUUUGUGGUGCGAGUUUUAACAAAUUUAACAGAUACUAUUCCCGGGAGACCUUUAGUAUUUUCCAGUGUUUAUCCUUUUGAUACUCAACCCUCACCUCGAUACGAACUUUUGCUAUUCGUUGAACAACUUGAAGGUACUAUUGCUUGUAUUACGGCCAUUAUACCUGAUGUUCUCUAUGCUGCAUUUGUAUUCCAUACUUGUGGUGAAUUAGAGAUACUUUCCAGUCGAAUUGAGAGAAUCAGUAAAAAUAUGCCUGAAAAUUUCAAUCAGUUCUUGAAAUCGUCCGUUACUCAUCAUCUUCGAAUAAUAAAAUUUGUGGACAAUAUUGAUAGUUUGUUCAACGGAUUGAUAUUAUUACUUAUCGUCUAUUUUACCCUUGUCUUUUGUUCACAAGCAUUUAUGGCAAUGACUGUAACGCUUCGAAGUGAUAACAAAGAUGAAAUGAUUUUGAAAUUCAUAUUUUUCAUCUGUUACACUGGUUAUUUAAUGUUUUUAAUAUUCCUCUACUGUUGGGCAAGUGAAACUCUCUCCAUGAAAAGUGAAGAUAUUCACAAUGCAGCUUAUAAUUGCAAUUGGAUUGACCUUGCACCAAAUAGAGCAAUUUUACUUCGCAUGAUUUGCCUUCGAUCACAAAAGCCUCUUGGAAUUACAGCUGGAAAAUUUCUCCCUGUGACUCUGAACACAUACGCUAAGGUGCAGUUAUCAUUACUACAAAUUUCCAUAUUUAAAAGACACAACAUUCUCUAUUUGUCGUUUAUUAGAAAAGGAAAAGUCUUCUCGUUUACAAGUUUCGAAGUUACAAAUUACAAGUCACUUAUAUUAGGUGAAAAGGUGUUCUUCCAAACAACCUCCAGAGAGGGAACCUACGACUGGGCGGUGGGGUUACUACGCUCGUGUCUAUCAAUGUGCGGCCUAUGGAUAUAUCCGAACAGUUCAGCGUUACAAAUAAUGUGUUCUUAUAUACCCAUUUGUUUGGUAAAUUUUUAUUUGUUCAUAUGUGUCGUAAUACCACAAAUGUGGGCAUUAUACAGAAUUCGUAAAGAUAUGGAACUGGUGGCUGGUAAUCUCAUGGUUUCCUUGACAUUUUGCCUGUCGAUAUUCAAAACAUUUUUUCUGCUCUUUAGAAGGCAAGUUUUAACAAAAUUCUUCAAGAGAAUUGAAGAAGAUUGGCAAUCUCACAUGACCGAGAAUGAAAGGGACAUAUUAACUAGACGUUGGAAACUCAUUCAGAACGUGUCAAUUGCGGCCUUUAUUAUCGCAGUUGCUGUACCUGUUAUCCACAAUUCUUGUGUGUAUUUCAAUUUCGCGGUGCGAGUGUUAACAAAUCACACAGAUAAAAUUCCGGGGAGACACUUGGCGUUCUCCAGUGUAUAUCCAUUUAAUUUUCAAUCAUCGCCUCGAUAUGAACUCAUGGUAUUUUCUGAACAAGUGGAAGCUAUUCUCACUUGCACAACAUCCAUUAUUCCUGAUAUUCUGUACGCUACAUUUGUGUUCCAUAUUUGUGGUCAACUGGAGAUAUUGUCUAGCAGAAUCGAAGAAAUAGAUAAAAAUACGAUGAAAAAUUUUACGAAAUUUUUAAAAUCCUCAGUGGCUCACCAUCUUCGAAUAAUCAAAUUUGUGAAAAACGUAGAUAACUUAUUCAAUCUAUUCAUAUUACUACUUGUUCUUCAUUUCACAAUAGUUUUUUGUGCACAAGCAUUCUUGGCAAUGGCAGUGACAGCUCAAGGUGGUAAAAAAGAUGAAAUAAUUUUGAAAUUUUUAUUUUUCUCGUGCUAUACCAGCUAUUUGAUGUUCUUAACAUUUCUCUAUUGUUGGGCAAGUGAAACACUCUCGACGAAAAGUGAAGGAAUUCAGAAUGCAGCGUUCAAUUGUGACUGGAUUAAUUUGCCACCUAGUAAAGCAAUAUUACUACGCAUGAUUUGUCUCCGUUCGCAAAAGCCUCUUACAGUUACCGCUGGAAAAUUUUUACCCGUUACUCUCAAUACAUAUGCAAAGCUCAUAAGAACAUGUGGAGGCUACAUAUCAAUGCUCCGUGCUUUAAAUAAUUAAGUUCAGGUUCCUUCACUCCGAUUUUCGUACAUAUGUUGCGGCACUUCCAACCAACAGCUUCUACCUCCUGAGAAUAUUACUGGAGAAGCAUUUUUCGGCGAUACUAAGAAAUUUAUGGCUGACUAGCUGACAAAAGUAAAUCAGGAUUAAGGUAGCCGACCAGUGCUAUGAGGAGAGAUAAGUAUCUAUUAAUAUUGAGUCCUUUGAAUACUUUUCUUCUUCCAGUGUAUACAAUCAUACCUUUCUUCUACCAGCACGUUGAUAGGUGUUAGACUUAGGUGUUGAGCUUGAUUGUCCCACACUAGUGGUAGAAACAAUUUCACGAACGCAUGACUUUUGAUUGUAUUACUUAAUUUGGCUGCUCGUAUUUUGUUUAGCUCUUAAUUUUUAACCUGUGUUUUAAGUUACAGUCAGUGAUAAAUAAUGUUAAGCAUUGCUAUAAUAUACUGAUAAAUAUUUAUUGGCAUUGUUCCAACCAGAAAAGCCGACUGUCAUCAUAUGACAGAUGAUUCAAUUGUAUUUAAUUGCAUUUAUCUUUUGCUUAAUUUAUUACUAGAUUUCCCAACUCAUACAGCAAGCACUAGGUGUAGCUCUAGUUUAUUAAUAUGUAUUUAACUUUUGGAGUAGAGAUUUCCGCAGCUAAUGUACAUCUAUCUACAGGUGACAGAUGUUUCAUUCAAAAAAAAAAAUGUUUUAUACAAUGAAUUUUUUUGCCUUUGAUAAUUAAUCAAUUUCGUUUGUAAUCAUGAAUUUGGAAUUUUAGAAAAUGCAUUAUACCCGGUAUAUCGUCCAACCGGUAAACAAACUCUGAUUGAGUUUCUUUAACAUGACUUCAAAAUUUCAAA